AAAACAAAUGUACUGGUGAAUUAUACCGAAUUAACGGCAUUAAUGAAAAGGCUAAAGAAGUAAAAGAGGAGAUUUUGGAAUUCAAAAAUGAAAUAAAAAUCUGGGUGCAACGAAAGAGUCAAUUAGAAGCCGCCAAAACGAAUGUAAAUAGUAUUUACUCAUCGGAUGAUCCUCCUAAAGAUCAAGAUUAUAAAUAUUAUCAAGAAAAGUACGCCAUAGCUCAUGAAUACAUUUCUGGCUGGAGCAAUUGUAUAGAUGACAUUCAAGAUUGUCAAAUAAAGUGUGAUGAGCUUGAAAGGCUUUUUGACGAGUCUAUUCAGAAACACAAAGACAUUAUGACAAAAACCCUUGAUCAACUUACAAAUUUGAAUUUAUCAGAUGGGAAUUUAUAUUCCUAUUUCUAUAAGUGCUUCAAGCCAUUCAUUUGUUGUAGUUUUGGCUUUUUCUCAAAUAAUCUUGGUGUAAAAGGUCUGGAUAUAAUUUACG
This is a messenger RNA of Racocetra persica, 486 nucleotides long. Lineage: Eukaryota; Fungi; Glomeromycota; Glomeromycetes; Diversisporales; Gigasporaceae. The record is from the annotation of a GenBank genome assembly.